Molecule: messenger RNA, 992 nt
Organism: Oncorhynchus kisutch (coho salmon)
Lineage: Eukaryota; Metazoa; Chordata; Actinopteri; Salmoniformes; Salmonidae
Product: heat shock protein beta-11
Exons: 1
Coding region: 153-782 (209 amino acids)
Biological process (GO): response to heat; protein refolding
Cellular component (GO): nucleus; cytoplasm
Source: RefSeq, a predicted model, not a curated record
CGUUGGAGUCAGAGGAAUGCUACUGGAACUUUCCAUUGGACAGUAUAAAAGCUGUGAGCCCUAGUCUGCUCGGGACAGAAGCUCGCGGAGACACAAUCAGGGAGAAGAGACCAACAAAGACUAGCAGAAACGACGCAGAUUUGAUUUUGAAUAUGCUUUGCCCCAGCAUGAUGCAGUCUUCCCUCAACCCAAUGAGCCCAAUGGGCCCCUUCAUGGACUUCCACUGGCCCGUCCGCAGCCUCUGGCCAGAGACCCGGCCUCUCUUCUUCCAGAUGGAGCAGGAAAUGAUGCGAAACAUGCAGGAGAUGAGGCACAAUAUGGAAUAUAUGCAACGACUCCACCAAAAGAUUUUCGAAGACAUUGAUGGCCCAUUAUCUUUAACUGACUUCAAGCCCAUUGCUUUCCAGAUGGGGAAAGAAAACAACCGCUUUGCCCUGACACUGGACACUAAAGACUUUUCUCCAGCGGAUCUGUCUGUCAAGCAGGUGGGCAGGAAGCUGAGAGUCAGUGGGAAGACGGAGAAGAAGCAGGACGACGGGAAAGGCUCCUUCUCUUACAGAUGCCAGGAGUUUAAACAGGAGUUUGACUUGCCUGAAGGGGUGAAUCCUGAGACAGUCACCUGCUCUUUGAAUGAUGGACAGCUACAGAUUCAGGCACCAAAAGUGGCUGCUGUGACGGAAAGCAAUGAGAGAGUGGUUCCUAUCACUUGUUCAUCAGCAGUAACAUCACCCGGGGCUGCCACUGAGAGCACUGCUGUGGAGGCAGAGCCCAAGAAGGACUGAUUACGAUGACUCAUUCAUGAUAUUGCUAUAACAAUUCAUUUUAUGGUUGGAAAAAAAUAAUUGCUCCCAUGAAUACCAUCAUUUCUGUACUAUCUCAAUGAAAUAACAAUUUUGUCAAAUUUGAUGAAUUCAACAUCAAUAAUUAUCAAUGGCAUGGAAUGUAAAGCCAAUAUUUUAGCAUGUUCAAUAAAGUUUUAUUUUUAAAUUGUG